UGUUCCCCGCAGAUGUUCAGCAGACUCUGCUGAUUAGAGUCCAUGCUCCUGAGGGAGGAAGGCCCAAUAUGGACCAGCAGGACCCACAGCCCCUCCACAUAAAGAAGGAACAGGAGGAACUCUGGACCAGAUUGGAGGGAGAGCAGCUCAGUGUGAAGGAGGAGACUGAUGCUACAGAGUUCUCAUUCACUGCAGUUACUGUGAAGAGUGAGGAUGAUGAAGAGAAGCCUCUGUUCUCUCAGCUUCAUCAGCACCAAAUGGACCACAGAGAUGUUCCAAACAGCAGCUCAGCUGACCAGAUGAAAG
This is a messenger RNA of Austrofundulus limnaeus, 306 nucleotides long. Its product is annotated as zinc finger protein 626. The record is from RefSeq and is a predicted model, not a curated record. NCBI's taxonomy places the organism in Eukaryota, Metazoa, Chordata, Actinopteri, Cyprinodontiformes, Rivulidae. Gene Ontology annotation, molecular function: DNA-binding transcription factor activity, RNA polymerase II-specific; RNA polymerase II cis-regulatory region sequence-specific DNA binding. Gene Ontology annotation, biological process: regulation of transcription by RNA polymerase II.